AUGGUGGAGGAGUUGAGCCGCAGGGAGGCCAAAGCUUUGCUGGUCCCCUGGUCCCCAACUGUUUGUCGCGGUGUCCAGUUCCCGGCUGCGGUCUUGGUCUUCUUGCGGACGAAGCUCGUUGCAGUCUUCGCCACCGAGCUCGCACUGACCAUGGCAAGGGGGCGCUAUACUGUCGCCAAGCGCAACAAGGCGGCUGCGAACCGAGUGCAGGGACUCCAGGUGGCACGCAGCAAGGGCCACACUCCAGAGUGGUUUGGCUGUCCGUCCCCGAAUGCGGACCAGAAACAUUUGAUCUACCGCAUCUUUUGCACCACCUGCACGCAGAGCACGGUCAAGGCGUCGGACUCCGGUCUUCUCGGGUACCAAGCGGGGCAAGCUUUUGGAGCGACUGAAGGCUUACUUGCAGCAGGAGGACGUCGACGACAACAACCGGCGCGCCACGCGGCGCAGUGUGGAGGUCCUUGUGAAGCUGCUCUUGCAGAGUGGCGCCAAGCGCCCAAGAAGAGUGCAAUUCUUAAGCUGUCGCUGAUUUGGCUGCUUACUGCAAAGCGCGUUGCCUCUGCUUACAGGAGACGCGCCUUGCUGAGGAAAGUUACACUGCUACUCACCACGCUUUCAAACUUUUGGGUUGGUCGUUCUUUGUGGGACCGCAAAGUUUAUCUACCUCUGGUCAGAUCACGGAUUGGCCUUGCCAACGGCUUCGAUCAGCUUCCUUGGGAGUUGGAGUUUGAGCACCGCGUCAUGGCUGUCAAGCUCUCCCGCUCUCGUCAACGACCUCUUCUUCUUCUUCUGAACGUCUACCUUCCGGCGGCGGACUUCGCUCUCGGCACGCGCAUCAUGGAGAAGCUCAUGGAGUGGGAGUGGGUCAUCUUCAGCGACUUCAACCGGGAGCAGCAGCAGUACCCGAUCAGUCACUACCUGGCGGCGGGCUUCGCUUGCGCUUGCGAUCCUCCUCAUACGACGAUGGGCGCCCGCAGGGACGAGGAGGGCAAUUUGGAGCGCAAACGCAUCGAUUAUGGCUUCGACAGGUCAUCGCUGGAACCAGAAUGCAAGGGGGUGGCGGACCACGACUUGGUGAGCUACAGCUUCGGCGCCUGCCAGUUCACUGUUCCCUAUAUACACUUGGCCUCCCCGGUGCUCUCUUGGUGCAGAGGAGGUCUGGGAGGAGGCUUGGCUGCGCAGCUGGCGCUUCGUGGACGACGAGUUCUGGCAGGUGGUAAGCACUGCUGA
Molecule: messenger RNA, 1230 nt
Organism: Symbiodinium sp. CCMP2592
Lineage: Eukaryota; Dinophyceae; Suessiales; Symbiodiniaceae
Source: the annotation of a GenBank genome assembly